AUGUCAGAGAAUGAACAAAAACAGUCACAACAAGAGUUAAAAACAAAACCAACUAGUUUUACAAAUAAUAAUUUUUCAAAAGGUGAGGAAGUCUCAAUUAGAAUAGGUACAGGUAUUAAUAUUGCAGGUAAAGCAUGGGGCCCAAAAGAUUCAAAUAAAAAGAUUUUGGCAUUACAUGGUUGGUUAGAUAAUGCAAAUACUUUUGACUUUUUAGCACCAGUAAUGGCAGAUCAAGGUUAUAGAAUUAUUUGUAUUGAUUUUAUUGGUCAUGGUUUAUCACCACAUAAACCAUCAUGGUGUAAUUUAUACUAUACUGAUUAUAUUACUCAAGUUUUAGAUGUUGCUGAAGCACUUCAAUGGAAAACUUUUACCAUUAUGGGUCAUAGUAUGGGAGCAGGUAUUGCAUCUAUUUUAGCAGCAACCAUGUCACAUUUAGUUGAGAGAAUUAUAUGUUUAGAUUUUAUAGGUAUACUUUCAAAAGAAGUUGAUCAAGUUAAAGCAAUUCAAUUUGCAAUGCAAACUCGUUCAUCAAUUAACCAAAGAAAACCAAAUCUUUAUUCAAAUAAACAGGAUAUCUUUGAUAAGUUAAAAUCAAAUAAUCCAUGGAUUGCAGAUAACGCAGCUAAUCGUCUUUUAGAGAGAUCCAUUGAAUCCGUAAUUUCAAAUGAUGGUGAGCAAAUGUAUAAACUUCGUCAUGAUCCACGUCUAGUUGGUCCAUCCAUUUUCAUCAUGAGAGAAGCCGAGGUAUUGCUUAUGUUGGAUGAAAUUAAAUGCCCAGUCUUGGUAUGUUGGGCAGAUGUAACCAAACAACAAAUGCUUAUCAAUCGUAACUGGACCCAAGUUAUGGAAACAAGAAUGAAGCAUAUUAAAAAUUUAUCACAGGUUAUAGUCAAGGGUAGUCAUCAUUUCCACAUGGAAAACAUUGAUGCUUUCUCAUCAAACAUUUUAGAGUUUUUAGAAAAGGAUCAAGAUAUUUCAUCUUUUGAACCACAAACAAAUGCACCAAAUCAAAAGGAACAACAACAACUUCAAAAACCAGAUAACCACAAUCAAAUUGUUGAAAAGUCAAGUCCACAAUUAGAAGGUAAUAAUACAAGUGCAAAUACAGAAGGUCAUCAAUAUUCAAAAUUGUAA
Molecule: messenger RNA, 1134 nt
Organism: Dictyostelium purpureum
Lineage: Eukaryota; Evosea; Eumycetozoa; Dictyosteliales; Dictyosteliaceae
Exons: 3
Coding region: 1-1134 (377 amino acids)
Source: RefSeq, a predicted model, not a curated record